This is a messenger RNA of Sodiomyces alkalinus F11, 952 nucleotides long. Its product is annotated as ankyrin repeat-containing protein. Gene Ontology annotation, molecular function: protein binding. Bases 171 to 860 code for a protein of 229 amino acids. The transcript has a single exon. Lineage: Eukaryota; Fungi; Ascomycota; Sordariomycetes; Glomerellales; Plectosphaerellaceae. The record is from RefSeq and is a predicted model, not a curated record.
GGCAGAAAAUUGAAAUUCCCAUGAACCUCCCUGAUACAUCGACAAAUUGACGAGCUAUCUGAAGGAGUCACCGUCCCACUGAAUUGGCCUCAAUUAUCACAUCACAUUACAUUGCCCGUCUCACAGUCUAAGCAAAAUCUUACCCGGGCCCGCCCUCUCGAGCUUGGACCAUGCCACCCAACCCUUACCUCCUGGCUGCCGACAACAGCCCAGCCCUGCUCCCCCUCCUCCAGGAGAACCCAGCCUUGGCCUCCGCCCAAGACGACCACGGCUACUCUCUCGUCCAUGCCGCCGCCAGUUACAACCACCUGGACCUCCUCCGCGUGCUGAUUCACGAGUUCAAGGUCGACGUCAACCUCAAGGACGAAGACGGCGAGACGGCCCUGUUCGUCGUGGAAACGGUCGGGGCCGCCCGCUGCCUGGUGGAAGAGCUGAAAGCCGACGUGCAGAUCCGAGGUGCCGAUGGCGUGACGGCGAGGGAGAAGAUAGAGGGCGAGGCCGAAUUCCCGGACGUAGCUGAAUAUCUGGCGUCGGUGGAACGAGAGCGGUCGGGCCAGGCCAACGGGGUCUCCGCAGCCGGACCCGGGCAAACACCUGCAACUGCGACGGCGACGGCGACGGCGCCAGCAGAGCUGCCUCCCGUUCCCGAGGGGCUUAGCGUGUCAGUUGGGACGAUACAACAGGCCGAGGACGUCCCGGAAGAGGUGGACCCCGAGUUCAGAAGGCGGAUCGAGCAGCUCGCGGAACGAGAGGAUUUCCACACACCCGAGGGACAGGCCGAGCUGAGGAAGUUGGUCGAAGAUGCGCUACUGGGCCAAGAUCUUGCUUCCGAGCGCAAUGUCCGUCCGAGAGAAGGUUAAAAGUGUGGUCUUUUUUUUUUUUUUCCUUCUUUUCCCCCGUGCAUCAUGCAUCCUGGCCCUUGAUCUCCCACAUCAGAUACUGGCCCGCAGAG